Panonychus citri (citrus red mite) is the source of this 981-nucleotide messenger RNA. Its product is annotated as low-density lipoprotein receptor-like. The transcript has 2 exons. Bases 3 to 494 code for a protein of 163 amino acids. Lineage: Eukaryota; Metazoa; Arthropoda; Arachnida; Trombidiformes; Tetranychidae. Gene Ontology annotation, molecular function: protein binding. The record is from RefSeq and is a predicted model, not a curated record.
UGAUGAAAAAAUGUCCACCUGCUAAAGACUGUAAAAAGAAUCAAUUUAAAUGUGAUAAUCGUAAAUGUAUUGAUAGAGUUUCAUUUUGUGAUGGAGUCGCAGAUUGUUGGGAUAGAUCAGAUGAAAAGAAUUGUGGUCAAACUAAAUGUGCACAAAAUCAAUUUGAUUGUGGUGACCAAUGUAUUCCAAUUCGAUGGAAAUGUGAUAAUAAGUAUGAUUGUCUCAAUGAAUCUGAUGAAUGGAAUUGUAACCAAAACAUGUAUAAAUCGAGACGAGGCGAUUCUAGACUUAAAUGGGUUGAUGGUCUAUUCCCAUGUAAUGAUAAUUCGGGAUAUGUAUCAACCGAUUUCCUUUGUGACGGAUACUCCAACUGCAAAGAUCAAUCUGACGAGAAAAAUUGUCCAUCUCAGAUAUCGAAAGUAAUUUGUUAUCUGAUUGUAUGGAUCAUUGUCCAUUUAUGUCUACUGAUCGAUUAUCAACCAUCGAUUACCUGAAUAGCAAACCAGAAAAUGGAUCUUUAAUGGAAAAGAAAUGUUCGGCCUGUAAAAUGCUUUUCACAACAAGAUCGUUAACUUGUGACUGGAUCUUCGAUUGUAGUAAACGAUCAGGGGGACAGUUUUGUUAUCAAUGUUCUAAGAAUACAUUUUAGUGUGAUGAUGGAAUUCGUAUUCCAAAAAGAUGGGAAUGUGAUCGAAUUGUCGAUUGUCUUCACCAUGAAGACGAAAGGUAUUGUAAGUUUAAAGAUUGUACUGAAAAUGAAUUUCGAUGUGCAAAUGAUCGGUGAAUAAACAAAACACUAUAUUGUAAUGGAAUAGACGAUUGUGGUGAUCGAUCAGACGAGAAGACCUGUUCAAAACUGACUGAUUCCAACAAUUUCGACUGUCAACGUUUAUUUAUCUCGAGUAACUGGCACUGUGAUGGUGUUGUCGAUUGUUACAAUGGUCUUGAUGAGAAAAACUGUCCACCUGCUAAAAACUGUAC